Messenger RNA from Teleopsis dalmanni, 466 nucleotides. RefSeq names its product glycine-rich RNA-binding protein 2-like. The coding region runs from base 53 to 376 and encodes 107 amino acids. The record is from RefSeq and is a predicted model, not a curated record. Lineage: Eukaryota; Metazoa; Arthropoda; Insecta; Diptera; Diopsidae. The transcript has a single exon.
GCUUUUAUUCUAAACGUAUCUUGAGACGAGUCGUAAAAUUUGUAACAUCGCAAUGCGUUUCUUUGUGUGUUUUGCUACAUUGGCGGUGAUCGCAGCAGUGGCCUAUGGCGUUCCAAUUGCUGAAAACAAUGAUGCUGAACAAUAUCAAGCUGAUGCUCUGUUAGCCGUAGAUGUACAAGGACAUGAAAACGAAGGAGCACGUGAAGCACGUCAGUUUGGAUAUGGUGGUUACCCAGGUUAUGGUGGUUAUCGUGGUGGAUAUGGCGGUUAUCCUGGUUAUGGAUUUGGUGGUUAUCGUGGAGGUUAUGGUGGUUACCCAGGUUACGGCGGUUUUUAUGGUGGCCAUCGCCAUCAUCAUCAUGGCUUCUAUGGUUAAAUGUGAAAGUUUAUAUUUUAAUCAUAUACGUUUUUGCAUAUGAAGAUAAAGGACCACUUGCCACAAAAAAAUUGGAAUAUUUUAAAAUUU